Messenger RNA from Anopheles maculipalpis, 390 nucleotides. RefSeq lists its product as uncharacterized. The transcript has 3 exons. Lineage: Eukaryota; Metazoa; Arthropoda; Insecta; Diptera; Culicidae. The record is from RefSeq and is a predicted model, not a curated record. The coding region runs from base 1 to 390 and encodes 129 amino acids.
AUGGAGCGCAACGAAAUCGAACGGCCCGAGAUGACCGAGACGGAGCUGAAUACGCUGCAGGCGGUGGCCUACACUGCCAAGUUGAUCGGGCGCGAGAGCGAAGUUCCGAUGGUAUCGAUGGAUGGAGAAGCCCACCCAAACAUGACACUGGCUGCCGUGGGACUGGGGGUACUUGUGGCGCUCAUCAUUCUCCUCACCCUGAUCGCCUUCAUAACACGCCGUGAGCGAAGUUCCCAAUCGAAAGACCCGCAGCAGGAUAGUACAGCUCAGAACAGCUCAGCUAUCGGAAGGACGACGGAAGCUAAUGCACAGAAGCACCCCAUGUCCGGACCACACUGCGUAACGUUUGCGAACGAUCUUGAGCUAGUGGAUGUCGUGACUCGUAUGUGA